GCGUCCGGCUUCGACCGCAUCCCCUCCGCCGCCGCCGGUCUGAGAACCGAAAACACCCACGGUUACCGAGCGCAAACUAGAGACUGCGACAAGGAGCGUCGAUAAGGAACUACGGAUUUCUCCAGACACUGAGCGAUCCAUUAAAGACUUUCCUGCAGCUGCAUCCGUCCUUGUGUCAAAUUUGGGAUAUAAUCCUCCCUGCAUCCAGGAUGACGGAAGCAUGGCAGCAGCAGCAGCAGCAGCAUGCAGUGGCUCCACCCUCUGUUGUGCACACUCUCCCUCAGGCAGGCGACAACUCUCUGAGCUGCACCGUGUACGGUGUCGUCCUGCAGCCAGACGCCUCCCUGCAGCAGCCUCAGCAUCAGCAGCAGCACGUUGUCCAAGCGCAGCAGGCCUCCUUGCAGGUAGGGGCCGACAGAGGGCAUAAAUGCGGCGCCUGCGGCCACGACAUUUCCCACCUGGCCAACCCACACGAGCACCAGUGCAUGGUGACGCAGGACCGCUCCUUCCAGUGCACGCAGUGCAUGAAGAUCUUCAGUCAGGCGACCGACUUGUUGGAGCACCAGUGCGUUCAGGUGGAGCAGAAGCCGUUCGUGUGCGGUGUCUGCAAAAUGGGCUUCUCGUUGCUUACCUCGCUGGCACAGCAUCAUAACUCGCACGGUAACAACCCGAUGAAGUGCUCCAUAUGCGAGAAGACGUACCGGCCUGGAUCUGGGAACGUCACGCCCACCUCGUCUGCUGCCAAUCCGCAGCAGCCCUCCAGCGGCGAGAGUUCCGGCGGCGGUGCGGUCAUCAGUGCCGCCUCACCGCCAACGUUUGAGGCAUCUGCACCCGACCGGCCGUACAAGUGCUCCGUGUGCCACAAGUCCUUCCGCCCGUCGGAGCUGACGCGCCACGAGCGGAUCCACACGGGGGAGAAGCCAUACAAAUGCGACACGUGCGACAAAAGCUUCAGCCAGUCAUCGCAUCUGGCGCACCACCAGCGCACGCACAGCUCCGAGCGGCCGUACAAGUGCGCUGUAUGCGAGAAGAGCUUCAAACACCGCUCCCACCUGGUGCGGCACAUGUACGCGCAUUCGGGCGAACACCUGUUCAAGUGCAAUUUAUGCGAGAUGCACUUCAAAGAGUCGUCGGAGCUCCUGCACCACCAGUGCCAGCCGGAGAGCGAGAGGCCGUUCCGCUGUGGCUCGUGCGGGAAGAGCUUCAAGCGGCCGUCCGACCUGCGGCAGCAUGAGCGCACGCACUCCGAGGAGCGCCCUUUCCAAUGCGACGAGUGCCAGAUGAGCUUCAAGCAGCAGUACGCUCUGGUGCGCCACCGCCGCACGCACAAGAACCCCGCCGACCGGCCGUUCAAGUGCAACCUCUGCGACAAGGGCUUCCUGCAGCCGUCGCAUCUGCUCUACCACCAGCAGGUCCAUGGCAUGGAGUCGCUCUUCAAAUGCGCAUCCUGCCAGAAGUCCUUCAGCCAGUCGGGGGAGCUGCUGCGGCACAAAUGUGGUGGUGAGGUGGAAAAGCCGUACAAAUGCGACGUGUGCGGCAAAGGUUACAAAAAGAAUUCCACGCUGCAGCGGCACCAAAGCACUCACUGCACGGAGAAGCCGCUCAAGUGCUCUCUGUGCGACAAGCGCUUCGUGUCGUCAUCCGAGUUUGUCCAGCACCGCUGCGACCCGACGCGGGAGAAGCCGCUGAAGUGUCCCGACUGCGAGAAGCGCUUCAGGUACUCCUCAGAGCUGCAGCGGCACCGCCGGGUCCACACGGGCGAGAAGCCCUUCAAAUGCGCCAACUGUGACAAGAGCUUCAAGCAGCGGGAGCACCUGGCCAAGCACCAGAGCGUGCAUUCACGGGAGACGCAGUUUAAAUGCGUGUGGUGUGGGGAGCGCUUCGUCGACCUCACAGCGCUGCAGGAGCACACGGUGCAGCACACAGCGGAGAACGAGAACUUCCCCGAAGCGCCGUGCAUCCAAUGAACCCCGAAAACACUCCCAGUUAAUCCAAGACACAGAGGGGGGAAUCGUACGGCGGCGCAUUACGAGCAUCGUAGAUAGGGGGAGAGUAGAUUUCUGCCCAGAAAAUUUUUAAAUUAAUAUCAGAAAUGUUACAAAAAAAUUUGAACAUUUCUGAGCUCCAAAACUUAAAAGUUUGAGAGAAAAAAAAAUUAUAAAUUUGAGAAACGCACUGAAAUGUCGAAGCUCAAAAUUGAAAAUUUGCAAAGAGAAACUCAAAAAUGUUGAAUUUCACAUGUAGAUUUCCAAGCUCAAAGACAAAAGUUUGCAAAAAAACAAAAACACAACAAAACAGCUCAACUUUUGACUUUCAAAGCUCUGAAAUUAAAUACUUUUUUUGUUUUUUUUUAAUUACAAAGUUCCUUAGUUUGUUUUUUGCAAAUAAAUUUUGGACCUCAGUGAAUUCCAUUAAUUUUUCAGAAAAAUUCCAGUUUUUACUCAAAAUUUCUUAAGUUUUGUGGCGUAAAUUUACUCCUCCUCUUGCGCUUUCCAUCUCCAUCGUCCCUCAGUCGCCGCCGUAAGGAGCCGGGAUCCCUCUUCUUUUUGAAGAACAAAAACUAGAGCAGAAAGAAAUUGAUGUGAAAGUUGGACGGUUUUCUCUGUAAAGUCUGGGACCGUAGUCUGUGGUUGCAUGUGGUUGUUUGUUCCGUAACCGUUGUUGAGAACGAUGGCUCUCGUUUCCAGACAGUCAUCCCAUUUGUGUCGACUCCUCUUCAAUCCAUGUGCCUUUUAUUAUUCUUAUUAUUGUUGUUAUUAUUAUUA
Messenger RNA from Poeciliopsis prolifica (blackstripe livebearer), 2765 nucleotides. Its product is annotated as zinc finger protein 319-like. The record is from RefSeq and is a predicted model, not a curated record. Lineage: Eukaryota; Metazoa; Chordata; Actinopteri; Cyprinodontiformes; Poeciliidae.